Molecule: messenger RNA, 1625 nt
Organism: Symbiodinium necroappetens
Lineage: Eukaryota; Dinophyceae; Suessiales; Symbiodiniaceae
Source: the annotation of a GenBank genome assembly
GGCUCCUGGAGCGUGCGGAGAAGGCAAACACCUCGGACGAGGCUUUCAAGGAGUUCGGCAUCCGAGAGGGCGUGGCCAUGUGCCAGAAGCUCCUGGACGGUGGUGCCCCAGGCCUGCAUUUCUACACCUUGAACCUGGAGAAGGUGGUGGUUGGCAUCCUCAAGGGCCUGGGAAAGAUCAGCGACGCCCAGGCUGCUGCCUUCCAGUCCGUCGAGGCAGAUGCGAAGUUCAUGGUCUCUGCACAGGGCAUCACCACCGGAACGCAGGUCUCCAACAGGCCAACUCUCCCGGGCAACAAGCCGCUGAAGGAGGCAGAUCCCGUGAUGUUCGACCUCGUCCAGCAGGAGAAGGCCAGGCAGACGCGCUGCAUCGAGCUCAUCGCGUCAGAGAACUUCACUUCCCGAGCCGUCAUGGAGUGCCUGGGUUCAGCCCUCACGAACAAGUAUUCUGAGGGCCAACCUGGAAACCGUUACUACGGCGGCAACGAGGUGAUCGACAAGGUGGAGAACCUUUGCAAGGACCGCGCCUUGAAGGCAUUCGGCUUGGACGAGAAGGCAUGGGGCGUCAACGUCCAGCCAUAUUCUGGCAGCCCUGCGAACUUCGCCGUGUACACAGCUCUGCUGCCGCCGCAUGCCAGGGUCAUGGGCCUGGACCUGCCAUCCGGUGGGCACUUGACCCACGGCUACUACACGGCCAAGAAGAAAAUCUCCGCCACCUCCAUCUACUUCGAGUCCCUGCCCUACCGGGUGCACCCCGAGACUGGGUUGAUCGACUUCGAUGAGCUGCGAAAGACUGCUCUAGUCUUCCGCCCGGCCAUGAUCUUGUGCGGUGCCUCCGCCUACCCUCGUAUCAUCGACUUCGGCAAGUUCAGGGAGAUUGCAGACGAGGUGGGUGCGAUCCUGAUGGCCGAUAUUGCUCACAUCUCCGGCCUCGUUGCGACAGGAGAGCACCCUUCUCCUUUCGAGCACUGCGACAUCGUGACCACCACCACCCACAAGUCGUUGCGUGGUCCGCGAGCCGGCAUGAUCUUCUUCAAGUACACAGACAAGAUCCCGGACAUCAAGGAGCGAAUCGACAUGGCCGUCUUCCCGGCCCUGCAGGGCGGACCCCACAACCAUCAGAUCGGUGCUUUGGCCGCUCAGCUCUUGGAGGUUGACAGCCCCAUGUUCAAGGAGUAUGCCAAGCAGGUGAAAGCCAACGCCAAGGCCUUGGCAGACACCCUCAUGAGCAAGGGGCACAAGCUUGCGAGUGACGGCACCGACAACCACUUGCUGCUGUGGGACUUGCGACCUCACGGACUCACGGGCUCGAAGGUGGAGAAGAUCUGUGAGGCGGCAUCGAUCACUUUGAAUCGAAACGCGGUGCACGGCGAUGCAUCAGCUCUGGCCCCGGGAGGAGUUCGCGUGGGAGCCCCCGCGAUGACCACUCGCGGCUGCACUGAGCAGGACUUCAAGACCAUCGGUGACUUCCUUGACCGGUGUUGCCAACUGGCACUGAAGAUCCAAGCCGAGAAAGGCAAGAAGUUGAAGGACUUCGAGGCUGCCAUUCCGAGCAACCAGGAGGUUGCCGCGCUGAAGAAGGAGGUGGAGGCCUGGGCCAGCAAGUUCGGAUACCCUGGGCUCUAG